This is a messenger RNA of Purpureocillium lilacinum, 318 nucleotides long. The record is from RefSeq and is a predicted model, not a curated record. NCBI's taxonomy places the organism in Eukaryota, Fungi, Ascomycota, Sordariomycetes, Hypocreales, Ophiocordycipitaceae.
AUGAGCGGAUGGGUGGACGGGGGGGCCAUGGACCGUGAUUCACGAGCGCCUGGCGUCAUCACGUCUGUCUGUGCCGCUGCUGUCUGCCGCGGCGCGAUCUGCCUUCUCCCUUAUUGCGCCGGCUCCCCCUUCGAAUUUCCCCCAGUCCCUAUUCAUCACGGAGCCGUCGCUCGACCCCAUUGUCUGUUCUCGCUUCCACACGUCCUCCUCUCGCGGAACUGGCAGCCAAACUGCCGGUGGUCCGUGUGCUGCUGCCGCCAGGGUCGUCUUGGACCGCCCGCCGCUGCCCCCUGUCGCUGUCGCUGUGGCUGUCGCUGA